UUACAUUUUGAGCUCAUCUCGCAGUCUUGUUCGAGAACACAGAGAGAGAGAGAGAGAGAGAGAGAGAGCACGGGAGAACCAAAACCAUUCAGAAAAAUUUUCCUUCAUCUUCUUCCUUCCAAUCCAUGUGACGGGGAGGAAGCUGCUGUUGUUCUGAGGUAGAGUACGACGUCGUUGUGUAAUCAGUCAAAAUGGCACAGAAGCUAGAAGAGCAACUCAAAGAGGUUGGAUCGAAGCUCGACACCCCUCCUUCCUCUAAGGAUGCUCUCCUCAAGCUCUUGAAGCAAGCUGCUACUUGUCUUUCUGAGUUGGACCAAUCACCACCAGCUGCAGUGCUGGAGUCCUUACAUCCUUUAUUUAAUUCAAUUGUCAAGCCAGAAUAUCUAAGGCAUCAAGAUAGGGAUGUAAAGCUUCUAGUUGCAACCUGUAUUUGUGAGAUAACUCGGAUCACUGCACCUGAAGCUCCUUACACUGAUGAUGUUUUAAAGGAUAUAUUUCGGUUGAUAGUAGGCACUUUCAAUGGGUUAAGUGAUACCACUGGGCCAUCAUUUGGAAGGAGAGUUGUCAUUUUGGAGACUGUUGCAAAAUACAGGUCUUGCGUAGUGAUGUUGGAUCUUGAAUGUGAUGAGCUGGUGAAUGAAAUGUUCACUACAUUUUUUGCUGUUGCAAGAGAUGAUCAUCCUGAAGGGGUUCUGUCGUCUAUGCAACGGAUCAUGGCUCUUCUAUUAGAAGAAAGUGAGGAUGUCCGUGAGGAUCUUUUACUUCUUAUAUUGUCUAAAUUAGGUCGUAACAAAAGUGAACAUGGUAUGGCUGCAAGGAGGCUUGCUAUGAGUGUUGUAGAGCAGUGUGCCGGGAAGCUUGAAGCUAAAGUAAAACAGUUUCUUAUAGCAUCAAUAUCAGGAGAUAGCAAGUUGUCCAAUUGUCAAAUAGACUAUCAUGAAGUUAUCUAUGAUAUUUACCAGUGUGCUCCCCAGGUCCUAGCAGGAGUUGUUCCAUAUCUCACAGGGGAGCUGUUGACUGAUCAGCUGGACACUCGUUUGAAAGCGGUGAGAUUGGCUGGAGAGUUAUUUGCUUUGCCCGGCUCUGCUAUAUCUGAAGUAUUUCUGCCAAUCUUUUUGGAGUUUUUGAAAAGGUUAACCGAUAGAGUAGUUGGGGUUAGGAUGUCCGUCCUUGAACAUGUCAAGACUUGUCUACUCUCUAAUCCUCUCAGACCUGAGGCUCCUCAAAUAAUUUCUGCCCUCUGUGAUCGGCUCCUGGACUAUGAUGAAAAUGUAAGGAAGCAAGUAGUUGCUGUAAUUUGUGAUGUGGCUUCUCAUGCAUUAGCUUCUGUUCCAGUUGAGGCCAUAAAGCUAGUUGCUGAACGUCUUCGAGACAAAGCUGUACUUGUUAAAAAAUAUACCAUGGAGAGACUGGCUGAGUUGUUCAGAGUCUAUUGUCUGAGGUGCUCUGAUUGCUCAAUCAGUGGCAACGAAUUUGAUUGGAUUCCUGGGAAGAUUUUGAGAUGUUUUUAUGAUAAAGAUUUCAGAUCAGAUACGAUUGAAUUUGUUUUGUAUGGUUCAUUGUUCCCAAGUGACUUCCCAAUCAAAGACAAAGUUAAACAUUGGAUAAGAGUUUUCUCAGGAUUUGACAAGGUUGAAGUGAAGGCUCUUGAGAAGAUACUGGAGCAGAAGCAGAGGUUACAGCAGGAGAUGCAGAGAUAUCUAUCCCUCAGGCAGAUGCAUCAGGAAGGUGAUGCUCCUGAGAUACAGAAAAAGAUCUUAUUUUGCUUCCGAAUUAUGUCGCGCUCAUUUUCUGAGCCUGCAAAAGCUGAGGAGAAUUUUCAGAUUCUUGAUCAGUUGAAAGAUGCUAAUAUCUGGAAGAUUUUGAUGAAUUUGCUUGAUCCAAAAACUAGCUUCCAUCAAGCUUCUGCUGGUCGGGAUGAUUUACUUAAAAUACUUGGCGAGAAACAUCGGCUCUAUGAUUUUCUGGGAACUCUCUCCGUGAAGUGUUCUUAUCUUCUUUUUAACAAGGAGCAUGUGAACGAGAUUUUUCUGGAGGCUGCUGUGCAAAAAUCUGCUGGAAAUACACAAUAUAUUUUAUCUUGCAUAGACAUAUUAGUGAUACUUGCACGCUUCUGUCCAUCUCUGCUGGGUGGGGCUGAAGAAGAACUGGUAAAUUUUCUGAAGGAUGAUAAUGAAAUGAUAAAAGAGGGGGCUUUGCAUGUUUUGGCAAAGGCUGGUGGUACCAUCCGAGAGCAGCUUGCUGUGUCAUCAAGUUCGAUUGACCUAAUGUUGGAGAGACUCUGUUUAGAAGGCAGUCGUAGGCAGGCUAAGUAUGCUGUACAUGCCCUUGCUGCAAUAACAAAGGAUGAUGGGCUCAAGUCUCUUUCUGUUCUAUACAAGAGGCUUGUGGACAUGCUGGAGGAGAAGACACAUCUGCCAUCUGUGCUGCAAUCUCUGGGUUGCAUAGCACAGACAGCAUUGCCGGUUUUUGAAACUAGAGAAAGUGAAAUUGUGGAAUUCGUUAAAGACAAGAUUCUGAGGACAAAUGAUAAAACUGAAGACAAAGAGAAUGCAUCGUGGGAUGACAGGACUGAACUCAGUCUGUUGAAGAUAUAUGGAAUUAAGACAUUGGUUAAGAGCUACUUGCCUGUUAAAGAUGCUCAUCUUCGCCCCAGUAUCGAUGGCCUUCUGGAAAUCCUUAAAAACAUGCUUUCUUUUGGUGAAAUAUCAGAAGAAAUAAAGUCUAGUUUAGUCGAUAAGAGCCAUCUGAGGCUUGCUGCUGCAAAGGCGGUUCUUCGUCUUUCAAGGCACUGGGAUGAUAAGAUACCCAUUGAUAUAUUUCAUUUAACUUUGAGAAUACCUGAGAUUUCUUUUCCCCAGGCUAAGAAACUGUUUCUGGGAAAAGUUCAUCAGUAUGUGAAGGACCGUCUUCUGGAUGCAAAAUAUGUUUGUGCCUUCCUAUUUAGCAUUACAGGAUCAAAGCUUCUUGAGUUAGAAGAGGAAAAACAGAAUCUGGCUGACAUAAUUCAAAUGCUUCAGCAGGCAAAGGCACGGCAAAUCUCUACACAAUCUGAAGCAAAUCCCUCAAUAACAUAUCCUGAACUCAUUCUCUCAUAUCUGGUUCAUGCACUUGCUCAUCAGUCAUGUCCUGAUGUAGACAAGUGCAAAGAUGUGAAGGCAUAUGAACUAAUAUACAGGCAGUUGUACAUUGUUAUUUCUCUUCUGGUGAAUAAAGAUGAAGAUGUGAAGUCUGAAGCUAAUAACAAGAAAGAGAAGGAGAGCAUUUCUGCUAUGGUUUCCAUCUUUCAAAGUAUCAAGGUCUCAGAAGACAUAGUUGAUGCAACAAAGUCAAAGAAUUCACAUGCUAUAUGUGAUCUUGGGUUGUCAAUUAUUAAACGCUUGGCUCAGAAGGGCGAAGAGCUAAAAGGGCUGAGUGUUUCAGUCUCUCUGCCCCCAUCUCUGUACAAACCAUGUGAGGAUAAAGCAGGCGAUGACUCUGUGGCAAGUGAAGGACAAACAUGGCUGGCUGAUGAGAGUGUCCUUGCUCACUUUGAGUCACUGAAGUUAGAAACUGAUGGAUCAGCUAAUUCCGGAAUUGCUGAGGAUGAAACCCUGAAAGACAGCGAAAAGGAUGGGAAUGAACCACUGGGGAAGAUGCUAAAGCGUUUGAAAUCUCAAGGAGCCAAGGCAGGAAAGGGGAAAAAGAACAAAUCUUUACCAGCUGAAACAGAGAACGCUGGAAAUGAUGUAGAUAUUUUGAAAAUGGUGAGGGAAAUAAAUUUGGAUAACUUGGAAAUACCCAAGUUUGAAUCAACUAAUGGCCAUGGACCUUCUCCAAACAAGAAACCAAAAAUGGACAGAGAGCAUAAAAAAGGGGGAAAAAGAAAAGUUAAUGACGCAGGAUCUGUUCAAGUUCCUAAACGUCGUAGAUCAUCAUCUGCUCAUAGUAGUUUCAAGAUUUCAAAAAGUACUUCUAAGCUUACUUCAAAAACGCCAGGGGAUGAUUCCCAUCAAGAAAGUGAUAUGGAUGAAGACAUUUUCCCUGAUAUGAAAGACAAAACACCCGUUAGGAAAGGAAUGCCUGAGAGCACUAGCUCAGAUUUGUUGGUAUCAAGCUUCCAGAAGAACAAAAGCUUCUUGCCAAAACAUAAAGGCAAGGGUUCUAGUUGGCAUCAGAAUGAUGAGGGAGUUGAAAGUGGAGAAGCUGAUGAUGAUGAUAUGAAGAGGUCUAGUGUGCUUACAGAGAGCGACAACAAGAAUACAAAUAGUAGUUUGAAGUCUUCCACUGGAUCUGCAAAGAAAAGAAAAAGACGAAGCUUAUCUGGUUUGGCAAAGUGUUCAACUAAGGAAGAUGAAAGUAAUACUGAUGACUUGAUCGGUCACAAAAUAAAAAUCUGGUGGCCCUUGGAUAAGCAGUUUUACAGUGGGACAGUAAAGUCUUAUGAUCCUCUAAAAAAGAAGCAUGUGGUAUUAUAUGAUGAUGGAGAUGUGGAAGUGCUUCGACUGGAAAGAGAGCGGUGGGAGCUCAUAGACAAUGGUCGCAAGGCUACGAAGAAGCUGAGUUCAUUGAAGGGUUCUCAUACAGAAGUGUCACCUGGACAGAAAACCAAGAGUUUAGGUGCUUCCUGUCAGAUUAAGGACCAAUUUAAUAUUGUCAAAGGGAAGAGAACUCCGAAGAAGAAUGUAAAGCAUGGACAAAAAGGUGCACCAAAAACUAACUCCGGCGAAGCUGAGAACAACAAGGAGAGGGUCAAAAAUGCUAAAUCAAUUUCAGCCCCUAAGCCUUAUAAAGUUGACCCAAGUGACUCUGAAUGGGAGCGUCUUGAUAAACUGGAUGAGAAUUUAACAGACGGGGAGGAAUCUGACAAGAAUGUGAAGUCCCCAUCCAGGGAAAGAAGUGUGGAAGAUGCAACGGGGAGCCCGAAUUGUGAUGUGGGUUCAGAUGAUGGAAAGAAAUCAGAUUCUGAACAGAAACAUGAGAGCAUUUCUGGGGAAGCUCAGAAAUCUGGAGAUAAUGAAAAAUCCGAUUUAAAUGAGAAAGAAGCUGAAUCAAGCGAAAGCUUAAAUGAGAAGGAAGCUGGAUCAAGUGAAGGCUCAAGAGAAGAAGAAGCCCAUGAAGUUGACAAAUCAGAUUCUGAACAGAAUCAAGAAGACAAUGAGGUUGGAAGUAGACCUACAAAUGUGAAAAAAUCAAAUAGAGAGUCUUCCAUAGCUGAUGACGCCAGGAAUGCCGAGAUAUCAGAUGAUGAGCCUCUUAGCAUGUGGAAGCAUAAAGCGAUGAAGUCAAGCUCAAAAUGAGUAAGAUAGGGUCUAGGCCUUUAUACUACAGAUCCCUGGAAAUUCAGAAAGCACCGGUGCUGCUUCAGAUACAGGUACCUUAAGAGGUAGAAAAGAAGGAGAAUGAUGGGAAAUUGAUAUUGUGCACAUACUAAUAAGUAUAUAGAAUGUAAGAAAUAACAUCUGUAGGAGGGGAGUCCUAGAAAAUUAGAGGAGGAAUAUGAAGCUUGUGCGUUGAAAUGAAAUGACCUGUAACUGGCUGUAGAUUGUAAGAUUUCAUAGUUGUAAUGAUUCAGGGGGAUGUGUUACAUCCUUCUAACUGCCAUGAAAGCAGAAAUAGAUAGAAAGCCAGAAUAUGUAUAGUUUGUAUUUCAGGAUAGUUUGUGUUUUAAGUUUAAGUAAGUUUAUUCACGUUCAGCCCCUGACAUCCAUCCAAAAUGAUACUUGUUUCCCUUGUUUGCAAA
Carica papaya (papaya) is the source of this 5722-nucleotide messenger RNA. RefSeq names its product binding protein. The record is from RefSeq and is a predicted model, not a curated record. Gene Ontology annotation, biological process: DNA repair; mitotic sister chromatid cohesion. Gene Ontology annotation, cellular component: chromatin; nucleus. NCBI's taxonomy places the organism in Eukaryota, Viridiplantae, Streptophyta, Magnoliopsida, Brassicales, Caricaceae.